Naegleria gruberi is the source of this 783-nucleotide messenger RNA. RefSeq lists its product as uncharacterized. The record is from RefSeq and is a predicted model, not a curated record. Bases 1 to 783 code for a protein of 260 amino acids. NCBI's taxonomy places the organism in Eukaryota, Heterolobosea, Eutetramitea, Acrasida, Naegleriidae. The transcript is spliced from 2 exons.
AUGAAAUCGUUCAAGUUGCUGAUCAACAAACAAGUGCCAACACUCAAGAGAUUUAACAAUUUCUCAAUUUCAACACGCGUGAAUGUCAAGAAAUGCUACAGUGUUCACAAAUCCUUCACUAUUGAACCUCUAACAAAGGAAAAUGUUAAAGAAGCAAUAUUGUUGACUUCCAUGACAUUUGGCAAACAUGAACCAAUAAUGGGAAACAAAUUCCAACCAACAGACAUCUAUCAUUUUGCAUCUAUAUUAGCUCAUAGAGCUGUCGAAGAAGGAUUAGGUCAUGUUGCAAUUGAUAAGAGUGGUUGUGACCAUGUUAAAUCUGUAUUCGACGAUUCCUUCUCCACAAUUGAUUUCUAUCCAGAAGGUCUUCAAUUAUUCGAAGAUUUGCACACCCAAUAUUUUGAAUUCAUUGCCAACCAUCCACAACACGAAAAAUUUGGUAUUCACACUCCUGAAAAGAUGUUUACUCCUCAAAAUGUUGGAAAGAUUCUUCAUUUUCUUGUUGGUGUCACGGCUGAUUUCUAUCAAGGAAAUGGUGUCAUGUCAGAGUUGAGUAAGGUUCAUUUGCAAGAUUGUAAGGAACGAGGUUUCGAACAAGCAUUUGCCGAAUGUUCUAGUAAUUAUUCUACCAAGGCAUUGGAGAAGAAUGGAUUUUCAAUUCAGAAUCGAAUUGUAUAUGCAGACUAUGAAAUUAAGAAUGAAAAGCUAGGAACCAAAAAGCCAUUCCUACACGUUCCACAACCUCAUCAAUCUAUGAAUUUGGUUUGGAAAUAUAAAUUGUAA